Messenger RNA from Varroa destructor (honeybee mite), 1602 nucleotides. RefSeq names its product DNA fragmentation factor-related protein 4 (gene Drep4). The record is from RefSeq and is a predicted model, not a curated record. Gene Ontology annotation, molecular function: DNA endonuclease activity. Gene Ontology annotation, biological process: apoptotic DNA fragmentation; apoptotic process. Gene Ontology annotation, cellular component: cytoplasm; nucleus. NCBI's taxonomy places the organism in Eukaryota, Metazoa, Arthropoda, Arachnida, Mesostigmata, Varroidae.
UGCAAUUGCUCUAAAGGCCAAACGAUGCUAGAACCUCAUCGAUGUAGUAUCGUUAUACAUUUGUUCCUUCAACUCGACUUAUUUUUGUGUUGACAAUUAGACUUCAAUUUUUUCGUAUUUAUGAUUAAGCAGCUAAACGAGUAAAAAAAAGAAAACAUGAAAGCUAUUUUUCAUAAAACUAUUUGUAGUUCGAAUAUUGUAAGAGUACUUUUGAUGCAGGUUAACUAUGUGAACUAAAAACUUAAUCUGUGAUGCUGGAUAUUGCAUUCGUGUGAUUGCAUAUUUCCAUUGUAUAAAGUUCGCUCGGAUAAUUAUUGGAUUAUAUCGACUUGACCGCAGAAUGAGCUGAAGGUUAUUCUAAAAAGCCUUAGCAGAGUGGAACGAUGGGUUGCUUUGGUAAAAGUAAACAGGUCCUUACCCCGUUCGUCGUUAGAAAUUGUCAAAACAAACGGAACCUAAUUAAAUGCAGCUCGUUUGAUCAACUAAUAUCUGAGUACCGACGCUUAUAUAAGGUACCAAAAGACUGCGAAGUCGGCGUGUACGAUGAGGACGCCACCCAGAUUGACGACACCGAAUGCCUUUUAGCGCUGCAACCCUACACAGUUCUGAGCGUGCUUUAUAAAGGGGAAGAGGAAAUUUUCAUCUCUCCAUCGUUAUUACAUGCCGUAACGAGGUUGAAAACCGAUUUGAGCCACGAGUCACAGAAGCUGCUAUCGUCAACGCGCGCAUGGUUGGACUCGACGAGGGGUCAAUGUUCGUUGCCUAAAUUAGGUGCCGCUUUGUCCAAUGUCAGCGAUCCGCUUGAAGAAGGGACACAUCAAAGGGCGCUUCUAGACUCUAGCUCCGAAGAUCCCCAUUGGUUUGAAAAAGUUCGCGCUUUAAAAGCGACAUCGAAGAAAGAGGUGCUUCGUAACAACGCAAAGAGACGUAUCAAAGGAUAUUAUUAUAAGACGAAAGAAGACUUACUGAAAACGGUUGCCCAACCUCGAGUCGAAUAUCUGUUUAACGAGUUCAUGAGCCGACUACAACAGGCAGAUUUUAAUGGGUCAUAUUUUCAACGAGAGCAUACCGAGGCGCUCUGCUGUUCGAAAGGCUGGUUUGGCUGCCAAGGAGCAUUUGAUAAGGAAAGUUGUUCAUACAGCCAUUGCAUAAACCCUUAUGCUAGACCUGAAGAUUACCUUAUGUUUAGCACAUGGAACCUCGAUCAUCAGGUGGAGCGCUCUCGAAGCGUCGUACCAUCAUUGCGUAGUGCACUCCAAGAACGGCCACAUGACAUUAACAUAACCUACUUCUACAACCUUCUAUUUACACGAAGUAAUCUUCGCCUGGUACACGUGAUCUGCCAUCUAAAAAUUACCCACGUUGGGAUGGAAUGUGAUCCUAACGCUGUGUUUGUUCAAAGUAAGAAAGCGUCUGCCAAUAGGGACAUAAUCGGAAGGCUCAGACAGAAAAAAAGACCGCGCCUAAUCAAAAAAUCUAGCCAAAUCGUAUCACGGCAGGGAAGAGUAAAGGAGAUUUGUGAAUUGGGCGAGUGUCAAACAGGCCAAGGCGCUCCGAAUUUCAAAGCGUCGACAUAGGAAUACAGGUCAAUUUAAAGAAAAG